ACCCCUCCCCAGGAGGGGGGGGCCCCCCCCCGAGGACCGCCGAGCCCCCCCGGCGUCCCCCUCGAGAUGACGACGGGCGACGAGCGCUUCCAGGCCGAGGGGGCGCAGUGGGAGCUGUCGCCCCUGGACUCCUGCCACCGCCAGGUCGUGGCGCGGCUCCGCUCGUCCUGCGCCGACCUGAGCGAGGAGGAGGUGGCCAAGCUGGGGGUGGCCCUGUUCAACUGCCAGGCCGGCGCCGAGGGCCGCCGCACCUACCCCUGCACCCCGGAGAUGCCGCUGGCGAGCUGCACGGCCGCCAUGGACCCCGACACCUGGAGCGCCUACCACGUCGUCUCGAACCGCGCCCGCGCCGUCUGCUACGCCGCCCGGCAGCUGGGAUUCCGCCGCCGCGCCGAGCACGCCGUGGCCGCCGCCGCCUCCGACCAGCUCGACGCCGUGCGGGCGCUCAAGGAGGGGCACGAGGGGUUGCGGCGGGCGGCGCUGAGCGGGCAGAGGGUGCUGGAAGAGCAGCAGGAGCGCCUCGCGGGGCAGCAGGGCGGGAUGGAGGCUUCCAUCCGCCGCGGCUUGCGGCAGCGGGCGCUGGAGGAGCGGCUCGUCGACGGCGGGCAGCGCCGGGUGGCCCGGCUCGUGGAGGGAGUCGCACGCAGCGUGGGGAACAUCAGCAGGAGCCUGGCAGCGCAGGCCGAGGGGCUGCGGGACGGGCGGCGAGCCAUCCUGGCCGACCUCCGCCGCGUGCAGGAAAGAGCUCGGGACGUCUCCGCCCAGCUAGAGAGCGACCUGGCCUCGCUGCUGGCCCAGCGGAGCCGCGCGGCCCGGUACUUCGAGGAGGUGGCGGGGACGCUGCAGCGCCUCAACCGGAGCCUGGGGCUGGUGCUGGCGGCCGCCGAGGGCGUGCGGAGCGUGCAGAGCGGCGUGGAGGGCCACCUGCGGCGCUUCCACGCCGCCCUCGCUUGGGCCGGGCUGAGCCCCGGCGCCGUCCCCACCUGCGUCCUGCACGGCUCCUACUUUCUGCUGCUGGCCCUGCUGCUGGCCUUCCUGCAGGCGCCCGCGCCGCCCCGCGCCCUCCUCCUCCUCCUCGUCGGCUCCAGCGCCCUCGGCGAGCUCCGUGGCGCUGGACCCAUCGGCUUCCCGGCCCUCGCCGCUCUCCUGGGCCUGGCUGUGGCAGGGCACUGGGUGCUGGCGGCUGCCCGCCGCAUUGCUCGGCUGAUGCUCCACCAGGCUGAGCCUCGCCAUCACCUCACCUCCACCCCAGAAAGGGGCUGCAAAAUGGGGCUGUUGCAGGAGGAGCUGGACAGGAUGGAGAUGAGCUGCCUGCAAGAGCCCUCGUGCCUGGAGCAGCCCCCAGUGACGGUUGGGGACCCCCACGCAGCAGGGAGGACAUCGCUGGCCCCCGGCGGCUGGAGGACAAAGCUGAGCUUGGCCGCUUCGCCCGGGCACCCCGUCCCCAGAAGGACCUCGUGUGGGGUGAUGCUGGAACCAAGUCACGGAGCUGGGCAGCGCUGGGAGCCCAAACCCUACAGCCGGUGCCAGUCCCUGGCCAGCAGCAACGCGUCCUCGCUGUCCCCACGGUCCCCGUGCCGGGGGCUCACCAGGGCUGGGCAGCGGUGUCGGAAGAGAGCUGUCCCCGGGCAGGACUUCUGCCACCUCCACGCCGAUGGGUCCCCACGCCUCUGACCCCUUUUCCCCUCCCCGCGGGGGGGGCGGGGGGGGAGUUUAACCCAAUUUUGUCUCUUCCUGAUGCGGGUGGAGAACACAGAGCUGUGCUCAGCACCCUGUGGGUGCCCUCGGGUGGGUAUAGGACUGCUGGGCUCGCCCUGGCGCGUGCCUUCCUGCUCCCACUUGAGCCCAGUGGGGUGGAUACUCCUCGUCCCACCAGUUUUAUGCUAUUUGCACGUUUUAAUAAAUGCUAGCUUUAUUUA
Molecule: messenger RNA, 1919 nt
Organism: Cygnus atratus (black swan)
Lineage: Eukaryota; Metazoa; Chordata; Aves; Anseriformes; Anatidae
Product: protein brambleberry-like
Exons: 12
Coding region: 67-1674 (535 amino acids)
Source: RefSeq, a predicted model, not a curated record